This is a messenger RNA of Rotaria sp. Silwood1, 1680 nucleotides long. Lineage: Eukaryota; Metazoa; Rotifera; Eurotatoria; Philodinida; Philodinidae. The record is from the annotation of a GenBank genome assembly.
AUGAAGAAAUACGGUCCAGAUAUUACUAAACAUUCAAACUCCUGGACUAUUGCUCCACUGAUGAUCGACUCAUUAACGGCUUAUAUUGUUCGAGAAGCAAACUCACCUGUUAAAGAUGUCUAUCCUUUCAAAGCUGAAAAUCCAAAUGAGUUGGAAAUGGAAUUUCGUUUCGAAUGCUCUUCUGAAGUACAUGCAACAGAAAUUCAAAAAAAGAUCGUUGAUGAUGUCUAUGGAAUCGAAGUAAUAUUUCAUUUUGCCGGCGCUAGACAAGUGAAAACCAAUGCGAUUUUGGUCACCGAUGAAAUACUGAAAGCUGCGAUCAAGAUGACGAUUGCCGAUGGUGGUAAUACCAACGCUGAAUAUAUACAUCGGAAUCAAGGAUCAGCAUUUGUCAGCAAAUUAAUGACCAAUAUCAAGUCGAUGAGUUACAUCGAGGAUUGGAGUGAAAAUGGUCUAUCAAUGUUUACCAUCCUACAAGAGCAAUUCAAUGCAUUGUUACAACAAGCAUUGAUUUUAUCGGCUCAGACAAAACUUGCCAUCAAUCUCUACAAUCAAGUUUGGUCUGCUCAGGACUUAAAUCCUGAUCGAAUUACUAGUGAAUUCAACAAAUUGUUCACUUACAAUAAGACUGCAACAGAGAAUCACAACCAGUCGGACCAGUACUUCGAUUUUCAUAAAGAAAAUUCACAAUCAUCGAGUGAAUCAGAAGGUGGCGAUUUCGGUUAUAUGGGCCUCAGUAUUGACGCUCAAGGUGCAACAUCUAGUUCAACUUCAAAUCGUCUUUCAAAUACGACAAAGUCAGUAUUUUCACUAGCCGAAAUCCAAGAUUUACUCAAGCAAGAAUCAAUUGAAAUGGCAUGGACUGGUGAAAAGUUCAUACCGAAGUCAUUCUCUGUUUAUCGACUGACUGAUAUCACCGAUCGUCUAAAAGUUCACAUUAGUUCACUACGACUACUUGCUGAGAAGAAAAGUGGUGGUAUUGUUCGUGCAGUCAAUCUCAGAAACAAACCGUUAACAGCAUCAGAAGGAUACUCAUCACAAUUUGUAGGUGAAAUAAAGUUGUACUCGGGUGAUGCAUCAUUUCUACCACGUCGCUGGGUGUUCUGUCACGGGCAAGCUCUUUCUCGAAUCGAAUAUCAUAAGUUGUUUUCUGUCAUCGGUGAAUCAUUUGGAACCGGGGAUGGUAAAACAACAUUCAAUGUGCCUGAUUUUCGUGGUCGAUUUCCAUUAGAUCUCAAUCCAAGUGAAUAUCAGCUAGCCAAUUUUAAGACCGAAGGCAAAGCAACACAAACACUUACUACUGAUCAAUUGCCUAGUCAUCACCAUAGUGCUGAUAGAUUAUACACUACCGAUGCGGGGACACAUAGCCAUACAAUCAACGAUCCAGGCCAGAAUCAUGGAGGUAACACGAAAGAAUCACAACAUCAAUCUUAUCGGAGAUCUACUAGCCCCUUCUAUAAGCUCCACCGCGACCAACGCGCCGACAACGAUGGUGAUCGCAACGAUCUGCACUUUCGUCAGUACGUUAUUCCGAUGAGAAGAACUAAAAUAACCCUCAACGAUGAUGGCACUUAUUCUUAUUCAAUUGAGGGCUCAACCGGUUCGAUUGGUGGUGGAAAUUCAUCCGGCAUUAUGCCACCUUAUCAGACAAUCAAUUAUAUUAUUUUCACCGGAGAUUAG